UCGCAGGUGCCGUUUGAUCCUUUAAGCUCAAAAUAAGCAAUCGAAGAUGGGGAAAAACGCUAUGAAUUGUUUAAACAACAGAAGAGUAGGGAGGAAUUCUGGUUUACGGAGUCAGUCAUUGAGUAAGAAGGUUGUACAACAAAGUGGCUAUGCCAAGGUGCGAAUAUAUUUUCAGUUUGUUGGCAGAACCUCCGAGUGACUGAUCGACAGUACUAUUUACCGGUUAGUGGUACCAAUUUUGCGAGUUAUUUGAAACAGAAGCAGAAUGGCGCUACAAAAUAAUGAAACGAAAGUCAAUAUGGACAAUGUUAGACACCAACAACCAUGGUUCGGAUCAAAGACCAGCUGCACGUCGGACAAAAGUGUCGAUGAUACUUUUAUGACAUUCCAAUCUAAGGACCCCAUUAUAAAUAUUCCGUUGGAUAAAGUUCCUAAUAAAGACAAAGUACCUGGCAGUGCUGGGGGUCAUGGGAUUCCUGUGGAACAUCCCACUUCUUAUGUGGAAACCCUGAUGCACCUUCUGAAGGGCAAUGUGGGUUCCGGAAUAUUCGCUAUGGGCGAUGGUAUUCGAAAUGCAGGAAUAAUUGUGGGACCAAUCGUUGUUUUAAUUUUAGGUGUGAUAUGUACGCAUUGUCAACAUCUGCUGUUGAAAACAGCAAGGGGUUUGAAUGAAUCCCAAAAACUGGAAGUGAGCCCAGAUUUUGCAGAAACUGUCGAGCUGUGUUUUGCGAAUGGACCGCCACGAUUACGGGGUAUGGCCAAAACGAUGAAACGAAUGGUGAACUUGUUUUUGUGUGUCACUCAACUCGGAUUCUGUUGUGUGUAUUUCGUUUUUAUUUCGGAGAAUAUUAAACAGGUUUUAGACUAUUAUGGAUAUGUCCUGGACGUCCAUUUUCAUAUGGCAAUCAUUCUAUUACCAAUCCUAUUGACUGCUCUCAUUAGAAACUUAAAGUACCUGGCUCCCUUUUCUACCUUAGCUAACGUACUGAUGUGCAUUGGCAUUAUAAUAGUUAUCUACUAUGCAUCGCAAGACGUUCCCAGUGUAACUGAAAGAAGAUACAUUGCUGACUGGCAACAAUUGCCUCUGUUCUUUGGGACCGCCAUUUAUGCCUUCGAAGGAAUUGGACUUGUUUUACCCUUACAAAAUGAAAUGAAGAAACCUGGUCAAUUCACCAAACCUUUAGGCGUAUUAAACAGUGGAAUGGUGAUCGUGACUAUUAUGUACCUGGUUGUUGGCUGUUUAUCUUACAUGAAAUAUGGAGACGAUAUUAGAGGAAGCGUUACGCUUAAUUUACCACAACAUGAAGUGUUGGCACAAUCAGUGAAAAUUAUAAUUCCAUGUGGAAUUCUUUUGACUUACGCCUUGCAAUUUUACAUUGCCGUCGACAUUAUUUGGCCAAAUAUAUUGGCUCUAUUGGGACCAAAUGUAAAAUACCCCAUAUUUGCCGAACUCUCAUUUAGAUCGUUUUUGGUGUUAGUUACAUUUGUGCUCGCCGAAGCUAUUCCAUUCCUCGGACUCUUCAUCUCCUUAGUGGGUGCGGUCAGUAGUGCUGCCCUUGCACUAAUUUUCCCUCCUAUUCUCGAUACAGUUAGUUCAAUAGCAAUUGGACAGUUGACUUCAUUCAGUGCUUUGAAGAACGGAUUUAUCAUCCUGAUUGGUGUAGUGGGAAUGAUCACCGGCAGUUAUGAGAGUAUUUCAGCGAUCGUAAAAGCUUUUGGUAGCGAAAGCUAAGACGAAGAAAGACAUGAAAAUGAAUGUUUUUGGGCUUGGUUGCCCGUGCAUCUGCCCGUUUUAGGGCAGAAUAGUAAUGCUGCAGAUCGAGGAGAAAACUUAAACAUCACUCAAUUUGACUGUGCCAUGUCUGCAGAUAGAAAACUUUGAUUUUGGAUUUAACAAAGCAGUCCUAUGAAUUAUGUUGUGAUAGGUUCAUGUGAUUAGAAUAUGUAAAAUAUUUUUUUAAGGAAAACACUAUUUUCAGGUCAAAGCAAUGUUGAUUAUAUAUACAGGUAAACAUGUUUUAUUUCAGGAUAUUUAUACUGUACAUUUUGUUAAAUUUAAUUUUAGAGAUGUAGCGCCCUCGAGUUACUCAUUAAUGAUAAUGAUUUGUGAUAUUUUCAAUGUUGCGUUCUUUCUGGCGCUCUUAACAGCUAGUUUUUACUUCUAAAAUAAUAAAACAUACUUAGUUGGUUUGUAUACGAUUAAUAGUGAGUUUUAUUUCUAAAUGUUAUCACGCUUGCCUUAGAAUCAGGCAAAUACAAUUCUAAAUAACUGUAUCUUUUGUACGAUCCUUUACAUUGUUGUUGUGUUCCAAUUACAGUUCUUUGGCUAAUAAUGCCAAACUUUCAUAUGUUCCUGCAACUGUUGCCACACAUCCAAAUAUUAUAAUUAAAACAUCUUUAAUUAAAAUAAAUGGUGUCAUUUUUUUAAAUGCGAGUGUUGCUACGAUAUCGAUAGCCGCCGGAAAAAUUGCAAUCAAAGCGAUACUGAGGAAGGAUCCGACAAAAGCCAACAGUAUUUGUAGUCUUGGUAUUGCUUCAGCCAUAACAACUAAAAAUAAAUUGAAUUAAUUGCUAUAAAGCAUUUGCACAUUUGGAAUUUUAUUGAUUUAUUAUUGAUAAUUUUAAAGAAGCUACCAGUUGACCUAACGAUUAAAGAAUAUGCUUAGCUCUCAGUUAAAAUAUAUACUAAGGUUGAUUAUUUUGUAAACGGUUGUAAAUAAAACUUAUUUUAUUUUA
Dendroctonus ponderosae (mountain pine beetle) is the source of this 2736-nucleotide messenger RNA. RefSeq names its product proton-coupled amino acid transporter 1. The record is from RefSeq and is a predicted model, not a curated record. The transcript is spliced from 9 exons. Gene Ontology annotation, biological process: amino acid transmembrane transport. Gene Ontology annotation, cellular component: vacuolar membrane. Gene Ontology annotation, molecular function: amino acid transmembrane transporter activity. NCBI's taxonomy places the organism in Eukaryota, Metazoa, Arthropoda, Insecta, Coleoptera, Curculionidae. Bases 266 to 1732 code for a protein of 488 amino acids.